AUGUCAAAACGAUCCAGUGCCGCCUCGACGGGCGAGAACGGCGUGACCUCGAGAGAGUCGCCGCCGGCAAACCAACCAGCCAUUGACAAGCAAAAGAUGCUUCUUUCUGCAGACGUGGGCCAUUUCUCGCUGGUACGGGCCAUGCACCUCGCAGAUCUCAUUACUCUUAUGAACGGCUUCUGCGGUGUCAUGUCGAUAUUCUCGUCCCUACACUCGUGCCUUGACGGCGCCAAUCGAGAGAGCCAUUUGGGCUGGGCGCUGGCGUUUUUGCCAUUUGGCCUGUUCUUCGACUUCCUCGACGGCAAGGUUGCCCGGUGGAGGAAGAAGAGCAGCCUCAUGGGCCAGGAGCUGGAUUCCCUUGCCGACUUGAUCUCGUUUGGUGUUGCCCCCGCCAUGGUGGCCUUUUCACUUGGCCUUCGAACUACUGCCGAUACCGUCGGUCUCACCUUUUUCGUCCUGUGCGGCCUGACCAGACUGGCCCGCUUCAACGUUACCGUUGCGGUUUUGCCCAAGGACGCCAGCGGCAAGAGCAAAUAUUUCGAGGGCACCCCCAUUCCGACGUCGCUGGGCUUGGAUGCCCUCAUGGGUUACUGGCUGAAGCAGGGCUGGAUCUUGGACAAUAUCCCCUUUGGCACCUUGUUCGAGGGCACUCCGCUUGAGUUCCACCCCGCCGUGCUUUUGUUCAUGAUCCACGGCUGCAUGAUGACCAGCAAGACGAUUCGCAUUCCAAAGCCCUAA
Messenger RNA from Trichoderma aggressivum f. europaeum, 738 nucleotides. RefSeq lists its product as uncharacterized. The record is from RefSeq and is a predicted model, not a curated record. Lineage: Eukaryota; Fungi; Ascomycota; Sordariomycetes; Hypocreales; Hypocreaceae. Gene Ontology annotation, molecular function: phosphotransferase activity, for other substituted phosphate groups. Gene Ontology annotation, cellular component: membrane. The coding region runs from base 1 to 738 and encodes 245 amino acids. The transcript is spliced from 4 exons. Gene Ontology annotation, biological process: phospholipid biosynthetic process.